Messenger RNA from Phytophthora infestans T30-4, 1545 nucleotides. RefSeq names its product Amino Acid/Auxin Permease (AAAP) Family. Gene Ontology annotation, cellular component: vacuolar membrane. Gene Ontology annotation, biological process: amino acid transmembrane transport. The coding region runs from base 1 to 1545 and encodes 514 amino acids. Lineage: Eukaryota; Oomycota; Peronosporomycetes; Peronosporales; Peronosporaceae. Gene Ontology annotation, molecular function: amino acid transmembrane transporter activity. The record is from RefSeq and is a predicted model, not a curated record. The transcript has a single exon.
AUGUCGACCUCGAACGGCAAGACGGCCUUCUUCACUAUGGAGGACGCUAAGGCGUCUUUCAACCUCUUCUGCUGCGUCUGCGGUAUCGGCUCGCUGGCCAUGCCGUCCAACUAUGCCCGUGCCGGUCCGUUGUUUGCCUCCAUCGCCUUGGCCUUCAUGAUCUUCGCCAACACGUACGCCACGCUCAAGCUGUCCAAGGUGAUGCUGGUGGCGCCGUCGUCUGUGAAGACGUACGGUGACCUGGGCGAGUGGGCUCUGGGCAAGUGGGGUCGCUUCUUCACGGUGGUCUCUCAGAUGGGUGUGUGUCUGCUGGUGCCGUGUGCCUUCCUCGUGUUGGGCAGUACGCUGUUGGACGUGCUGUUCCCGGAUUCGUUCAGCCAAAUCUACUGGAUCAUCUUUAUGGCUCUCAUGGUCAUCCCGGUGUGUCUCAUCCCGACACUGAAGGAGAGUGCCGGCAUGGCCUUUGCCGGUUGCAUGGGCACGGUCAUCGCCGACAUCAUCGCCGUGUCGGUGUUGCAGUGGAACAUGCGCGGCCACGAUUCCAUCCCCAAGCCGGACGUAACGCUGCACCAGGUUCUGACCUGCUUUGGUAAUCUUGCUCUAGCGUACGGUGCUGCUAUUGUGGUGCCCGACUUGCAGCGCGAACACUCGCAGCCUCAGCGCAUGCCGCGUGUGGUGGUGAUCACCAUCCUCUUCAUCUCCGCCUUCUUUGUCGCUGUGGCUCUUGCUGGCUACACUGCCGGCGGUUGUCAGCUCUCCGGUAACAUUCUGUACUCGAUCGUAAACAAGUCGGACCCUCUUGGUCUGGCCCCUCUGGGCUUCAGCGCUGACCGUGGCGCGGUGGUGAUGGCGUAUCUGUUUAUGCAGGUGCACAUUUCCAUCGCUUUCUCGACGCUCAUGAUGCCUCCGUUCUUCAUGGCCGAGCGCCUGGUUCUGGGCAUGCACCAGAGUCCCGAGAUUAUUCGCUUCAACGGUGAAGUUGACCAGGCCAAUGUCGAUCUUGACUUGGAGAUUCAGGAGAAGCGCUCGUACAUGCAGAGCUCGACCCCCAUGGACACGGCGAACCGUCAGGUGUCUGCGUCGAGUCUGGUCGAGAAGACGGAGGGUCGGAUGUCGCAUCUGCGAGUGGCUCUGGAGUUCGGGGAGGAGAUCACGGAGGAGGAACUCCACGCACCCUACCGCAACAACCCGCUGCGUUACAUUGCUCUUCGUAUUUGUAUCAUUGCGAUCUUGGUGGUCAUCGCUGUGCUGGCGCGUAAGCGUUUCCUCGACCUCGAGGACUUUACGGGUGCCACUGCCCACACGACGAGCUGCUUGCUGUUGCCGUUGAUCAUCUACCUGCGAGUGUUCUGGAAGAGUAUGUCGUUCCUGGACAAGGGCGCGUCCAUGCUGGUGAUUGUGGUGUGCGCCGUCACUGGUUGCUACGUGAUGAUCCACGCCGGUAAGCAGCUCUUUACGCCGUCGGACGAUGACACUUUGUUCCCGUACUGCGAGACGGAAUUCCAAGACGAGCCCUACUACGUGCGCAACAACAGCACCAACUAA